Colletotrichum destructivum is the source of this 2807-nucleotide messenger RNA. RefSeq lists its product as uncharacterized. The record is from RefSeq and is a predicted model, not a curated record. The transcript is spliced from 3 exons. The coding region runs from base 1071 to 2627 and encodes 518 amino acids. Lineage: Eukaryota; Fungi; Ascomycota; Sordariomycetes; Glomerellales; Glomerellaceae.
UGUCCCUUUCUUUGCGUCAGGGACAGGGGGCCGGAGAGAAUCACAUCACGGCUGAUGAUCUGAGUGAUGAGGCUCCUUUUUAAGUUUGAUAUUGGGCGGGCAUGGCGGCUGUCAGUGCCUAGAGGAAACAUUUUGGAGUUUGUCAAGUAGUGAUGAGUUGGAGGAGUGAGACCGAGAGACUAUGAGACGGUUCGAAGUCUCUCGGAUCUGAGACAUCGAAAGGCUGUGACGACUCAGCUCUCGAUAUGAUCUUUUGAACGUUGCGGCAAACGCAAAUGUUACCUAACGAAGCCGCUCCACCGCAUCCGUCUCAUCGAUCGAGCUCCGAUUAUUCUUAUCUCACCCUGCCCUGCUAUCCCCUCGACGGUCCCAUCACCCUCACCCGGACCAGCUCCCGAAACGAGGGGGGCUUCGACCAGCCCAGACAGGCUCGAGCCGCGCUCUCCAGCCAACGGGACGGGAUGAACUCUUGGCUCGCACAGCAUCGCGUACCAACUCCUCCUGUCCGUGUGGGCUCCCACAUUCGGAGGACAGUCCAGCCGGAUGUCCCUGAUUCCACUCCUCCCAAGGGGGCAACGGGCUCCAUUUCUGGCAAUACGUGGCUGCCAAGCCGCUUCGAGAGCCGGUGCAAACAGCGGACAUCCUGAUGGUCGACGGGCUGGCCUUUCCCAAGCAAGUUGCUCAGGGGAGAUUUCGUCCGUCAAUGUCGCGGCUGUGAGACGAAUCCAACAUGCCAGCGGGCUCUGACACCAGCCCCCCCUCUCUCUCCUGGCUAAUGGAUGCUGUGUCAAGUCACAGUUAGGUCGUAUAUAAGUCGUCGUCUUCUUCGGUUUUAGUUCUGAGGAGGAAACUGUUACUACUUCUCAUUAAGCACUUUCGUCGACCACAGCCUUCUCCUUCGUUCAGUUCCUGGGAACUCCCUUUUGUUGUGUAUUCCUAUCUUUGUUUCAUUCUCUAUAUCAGAUCCUUUUAGGCCGGUCCUUCUUUUUAUACAAUAUUGUUUCGACUGUAUCAUUCACAUAACGACGUUUCGACAGAAUAAACAGACCUCGUCCCCAAUAUCUCCCACAAUGAAGUUCCAAACCCCCACCGUCCUUGCGGCCCUCGUCGCCCUCGCCGCUGCCGAGGUGCCCCAGGAACACUCGCACGAGAAGUACCUCCGGGCCGUCAACGCCCUACUGAAGCAGGACAACCCCAACAACAUUGUCGACGCCGUCUUCGGCCUGCUCGGCAACGCCGCCGCCGCCGACGGCGCGGGCGACGUGACGAACCUCGACUGCCUGCACCAGGUGACGGCCGACUCGGCCUUCAGCGCCGCCAAGGCCGCCGGCGACGUCGACGGCAUGGCCAGCGCCCUCGUCUUCCGCGCCGUCGAGCGCAACACGGGGUCCGUCGGCCUCAAGAGCGUGCUGUACGACGAGACGGCCGUGAACCCGGAGAUAGCGGCCCUGAGCCAGCACCAGGACCCGGCGUCGGAGAACGCCGCCGAGGAGAACAAGGCCAUCACGCUGGAGCUGGCGCGGCAGCUCGCGGCCGUCGGGGCCGACCCGCAACUCGCGCUCGACUCGGGCACUUUUGCCCCUGGUGAUGUCAACGACGCCACAGGGGCCGGGAACACCUGUGACGACGCCGACGAUGCCGAAGGGUGCAUCUUCACCCAGGGUCUGCUCGUUCAGGACGCCACUCCCGAGGAGAUCGAUGCUGCCGUGGCCGAAGGCGCCGGCGGUGCGGGCGGAAACGCCGGGAACGCCGGCGGUGAUGCUGCUGCCGACGACGGUGCUGCCGCAUGCCCUGCCGGCAACGCGACCGAGAGCGCCGCGAACUCAACGAGCGCCGCGACCAGACUGCGCACCAGGGUCCGCCGCAACACUCCCGUCCCGAGGAGUCCCUUGAGCAAGGCGGUCCUGUCCCAACGCGGCGCCGCGGCUACGGUGCGCCGCCAGAACAACAACGGCACUGCUGACGCCGGUGAUGACGCAGACAACGCGGACAACAACGCAGGCAACGACGCCGCCACCGGGACCACCAACAACGUCCAGACUUUCACGGGCGACCUCGGCGGCCCCGCGCCGCCCGUGUCCUCUUCCGCGUCCUCGGACAAGCCGUUCGAGGUCAACGGCGCGACGUUCCUCAACGCGGGCGCGGCGCUGCAGCGGUCGUGCGCGGUGCAGCACAACGCGUGCGCCGACGCGGCCAACUCGGGCGCCGAGGACGUCAGCGUGGCCGACUGCGACGCGCAGGAGGACUCGUGCCUCGCGGCGGCGUCCCUCAAGAAGCUCCGGCGCGCGUCCGGGCUCAACGCGGGCGGGCGGCGGAUGCGCAUCGCGGCGUCCGGUCUGGUCCGGGGCCGUCAGGCGUUCGACUUUGGCGAGUGCGCGGACCCGAGCAUCCAGUUCGCCGAGGGGCUCGACGGCCGGGCGGAGGCGUCGUUCGGCCCCGCGGGCGACUUCGACCACGGGUCGGCGCAGAACAUCAACAUCAUCAGUAGCUUCAUCUGCGGCCAGCUGGGGUCGAGGUGCCAGGCGGACGAGGCUGCCGUGGCGGCUUGCGAGCAGGGCCAGGCUGAUGCGCAGGGUCUUAAGGGGCAAGAGGCUGCCGAUGCGUUCAACUCCGCAUUGGGUCUCUGAGGAAGGUGUUGUUGGUAGUACGUGAUGGAUGUGUAGAUGCAGUUUCUUGGUGUUAGUCCCUCAGUUCUUGGGUGUGUAAGAUGAGAAGAGGCCAAGGUGGGCGGGCUGAGGGGCUGGUGGUUUCGGGUCAAUUUACUUCAUGGCUAGCAUGGAACAUGAAUAACGAAACGAAUGUUUGAU